UGUAUGCUUUAGAAGUCGAUAGAUUCGUGUUUACAAGUCUACUCUAUAAGGAUUGUUGUUGACAAUGGAGAAACGAGUUUCCUGAACUUUUCUUGAUCGUUCUUCCAUCCAUCUAUAUAUAUAUAUACAGACCAAUUUCAUAAUUAUCGAUUUUCACCGUCUUCUUCAAAUCGAGAUGUCCACAACGACCGCAAAACCGCAGCGAUCGCCCGAGGAAAUCGAGGACAUAAUCCUACGAAAAAUCUUUCUUGUAACCCUAGUCGAUUCAAUGGGGAAUGAUACACGAGUUGUUUACUUGGAGAUGACGGCAGCUGAGAUUUUGAGCGAAGGCGGAGAAUUGAGACUUUCUAGGGAUUUAAUGGAACGUGUUCUUGUUGAUCGUCUAUCAGGUAAUUUCACUUCUGCGGAACCCCCUUUUCAAUACCUAAUUGGGAUUUUUCGUCGCGCUCAUGAAGAAGGGAAGAAGAUCACUAAUAUGAAAGAUAAAUCAGUUAGGGCUCAGAUGGAGUUAGUUGUUAAUCAAGCUAAGAAACUGGCUGUUUCUUAUUGUAGAAUUCACUUAGGCAAUCCCGAUAUGUUCCCUGAUUCCGAAAGAACUAAAUCUAAUGUUUCGCCAUUAUUGCCUUUGAUUUUCUCUGAGGUUUCUAGUUCACUUGAUGCUUUUGGUGGUAGUAGUGGUGUUGCCUCCUGUCCUCCUGGAUUUUUGGAUGAGUUAUUUAGGGAUUCUGAUUAUGAUACCAUGGAGCCGAUACUGAAGCAGUUGUAUGAGGAUUUAAGAGGGAUUGUGCUCAAGUGUUCUGCUCUUGGAAACUUUCAACAGCCAUUGAGGGCUUUGAUGUACUUGAUAAGUUUUCCAGUUGGUGCUAGAGCUUUAGUGAACCAUCAAUGGUGGAUUCCUAAAGGUGCGUAUUUGAACGGACGGGUUAUUGAAAUGACAAGCAUCUUGGGUCCAUUUUUUCAUGUUAGUGCUCUUCCUGAUCAAACUAUUUUCAAGGGUCAGCCUGAUGUUGGCCAGCAGUGUUUCUCAGAAUCAUCUACACGACGCCCUGCUGACCUUUUAUCAUCAUUCACGACAAUUAAAACCGUCAUGAACAACUUAUAUGAUGGCCUGGCAGAAAUUCUUAGGUCCCUCCUUAAGAACACAAGCACACGAGAGAAUGUGCUCCAGUAUAUUGCAGAAGUGAUCAACAAAAACGCAUCAAGGGCUCAUAUCCAGGUUGAUCCAAUAUCUUCUGCUAGUUCGGGCAUGUUCGUGAACCUUAGUGCCGUUAUGCUUCGACUAUGCGAGCCAUUUUUGGACGCCAAUUCCUCAAAGAAAGACAAAAUUGAUCCUAAAUACGUAUUUUAUGGUUCGCGUUUGGAUUUCAAAGAAUUAACUGCCCUUCAUGCAUCUUCGGAGGAAGUUUCUGAAUGGUUGAACAAAAACAACCCAACCAGUGCUAGCGGUGGAGAAAACAUGUUGCUAGAUUCCCAAGAAACUACGAGUUCUGGCAGUGGCACUGGUCUGCUACAGAAUAACAACAUGGCUUCAAGUCAACGUGAUUCUACAAAUUAUUCUUUUAUUUGUGAAUGUUUCUUUAUGACUGCAAGGGUCCUGAAUUUGGGGUUGCUGAAAGCUUUUUCCGACUUCAAGCAUCUUGUGCAGGACAUCUCGAGAUGUGAGGAUAGUCUAUCGACCUUAAAGACCAUGCAGGAGCAAGCACCUUCACCUCGACUGGUGCAGGACAUUGCUCGACUCGAGAAGGAAAUCGAAGCAUUUACACAGGAGAAACUAUGUUACGAAGCUCAGAUUCUGAGGGAUGGGGGACUUCUUCAACAGGCACUAUCUUUCUAUCAGUUAAUGGUGGUUUGGUUGGUAGGUCGUAUAGGCGGUUUCAAAAUGCCGCUGCCACAAUCUUGUCCUUUGGAAUUCGCAUGUAUGCCUGAGCACUUUGUGGAAGAUGUCAUGGAGUUGCUUAUUUUUGCUUCUCGAAUCCCCCGAGCUUUGGAUGGUGUCAAGCUGGAUGAUUUUAUGAACUUUAUCAUCAUGUUCAUGGCAAGUCCAGAGUACAUUAGAAAUCCCUAUUUAAGAGCAAAAAUGGUUGAAGUCCUGAACUGCUGGAUGCCUCGUAGGAGUGGCUCAUCGUCUGUCACAAGUUCACUUUUUGAGGGGCACCAACUCUCAGUCCAGUAUCUUGUGAAAAAUCUUCUCAAACUUUAUGUCGAUAUCGAAUUCACAGGCUCCCACACACAGUUCUAUGAUAAGUUUAACAUCCGGCAUAACAUCGCCGAACUUCUAGAGUACCUUUGGCAGGUUCCUGUCCACCAGAAUGCUUGGAAACAGAUUGCCAAAGAAGAGGAAAAGGGUGUUUAUUUGAACUUCUUGAACUUCCUAAUCAACGAUAGUAUCUUUCUUCUUGACGAAAGUCUCAACAAGAUACUUGAACUCAAAGAGCUAGAAGCUGAGAUGUCUAACACAGCCGAAUGGGAACAAAGACCAGCACAAGAGAGGCAGGAGAGAACUAGACUUUUCCACUCUCAAGAAAAUAUUAUUAGGAUCGACAUGAAGUUGGCUAUGGAAGAUGUGAGCAUGCUGGCUUUCACCACAGAGCAAAUUACGGCUCCUUUCUUGCUACCGGAAAUGGUUGAAAGAGUUGCGAGCAUGUUAAAUUACUUUCUUCUACAACUUGUGGGCCCCCAGAGGAAAUCUUUAAGCUUGAAAGAUCCGGAAAAAUACGAGUUUCGCCCAAAACAGCUGCUAAAGCAGAUCGUCAACAUAUAUGUCCAUUUGGCAAGGGGUGAUAAUGAGGACAUUUUCCCAGCUGCCAUUACAAAGGAUGGACGGUCCUACAACGACCAGUUAUUCACAGAAGCUGCAAAUGUUCUUAGAAGGAUCGGUGAAGAUCCAAGAAUUAUACAGGCGUUUGAUGAUCUUGGUAAAAAGGCUAAAGCUGCAGCAUCCGAAGCCUUGGAUGCUGAAGCUAUUCUCGGAGACAUUCCAGAUGAAUUCCUUGAUCCAAUCCAGUAUACUCUGAUGAAAGAUCCAGUCAUUUUACCCUCUUCAAGAAUCAUAGUAGACCGACCGGUGAUUCAGAGACAUCUCCUAAGUGACGCUACGGAUCCUUUCAAUCGUUCACAUCUUACACCAGAUAUGCUGAUUCCCGACACAGAACUGAAGCAGAAAAUCGAAGAAUUUGUAAGAUCACAACAGCGGAAGCAACAGAAUGAAGAGAUGAGUAUGCAAAGCAGCUCGAAAUCUUCGAUUCAAUCACCAGACGGGUUCCUCUUUUUGAAACUUGUAAAAUUUCAAAUUAUAUUAUAGACAUUCAGGCUACGUUUGAUGUUAAGAACAGAAACGAAUCGAGUUGCAUUUUGUACGAUUGAAUAAUCCUCUCGUUGUGACGUUUCUGUUUCGUGUUAAAUCAAGUUGCAUUUGGUACGAUUGAA
This is a messenger RNA of Cynara cardunculus var. scolymus (artichoke), 3426 nucleotides long. RefSeq names its product probable ubiquitin conjugation factor E4. Gene Ontology annotation, cellular component: nucleus; ubiquitin ligase complex; cytoplasm. The transcript has 17 exons. Gene Ontology annotation, biological process: protein polyubiquitination. The coding region runs from base 176 to 3301 and encodes 1041 amino acids. Lineage: Eukaryota; Viridiplantae; Streptophyta; Magnoliopsida; Asterales; Asteraceae. The record is from RefSeq and is a predicted model, not a curated record. Gene Ontology annotation, molecular function: ubiquitin-ubiquitin ligase activity.